GUGCGUUUGGGGUGUUUUUCUGGAAUUCUGAUAACCAUCAUGAGAUUUGCGUACAAGUGAACAUUCAGUGGUAAUAAAACACUAAACAGUAGUAAUACUAUAGUGUUUUGUCACAUGUGGUGAAUGAUUUCUUUGGCUUUUCCUUCCCAUCCAUUCUCGUGGUGAUGGUACAGUAACAACAGUCACGCUUCGACCUAAUUGCAUAACCUACAGGCAACGAUACUCUGCACAGGCUUGCCACACUUCGAAACAGUCACAUUGUGAAUCGGAACGGCGGAACAAAUUUGACGAAGGUUGAUGGAAGAAACGGAAAGGUUCAUGUAACACAAUGUGCCUCACAGCUCUGUUUAUUAACCCUCACCCUGUGAGUGGGGAAUAUAAACUCAUACUCGUGUUCAACAGAGAUGAGUUUUACGCACGACCGACCAAAGAAGCCGAGUUCUGGCAAAGGAACCCUAAUAUCAUAAGUGGUCAAGAUAUGUUUGUGGGUAAAGAAGGCGGAACUUGGCUUGGGGUUAGUCGAAUGGGACGCUUUGCUAUGCUGCUUAACAUCUUACAGCCUGGCGGACUCAACCCAGAUGCCAAAGGCAGAGGCUCUCUGGUUUCAGAUUUCAUUCAAGGUAGCAUGGAUGGCCAGACAUAUCUGAAAGAUGUUGCCAAGGAAAGUGCUUUGUACAAUGGUUUCAAUCUUAUAACAAUGGAAUUCAGGAAAGAUGGAGAAGUCAACACAAAUUACUUCACAAACAGAGCUUCCGAACUACCAGAACCAGUUAAAAUUGAACCAGGUGUUCAAGUGUUUUCAAACCACCCAGUGACUGAGUCGUGGCCAAAGACGGACUAUGUCCGAUCAGAGUUUGAGAAAAUAGUAAAGAGAGUACCCGGCCUUAACAAAGAUAAUCUCAUCAAAGAACUUAUCGCAAUGAUGUCUCUCGACAAACCAUUGAUAACGGAUGUGGAUAUUUCCAAUGAAAUGCUGGACGUCCAGAAGAGAAAAGUUCUCAAAGAGCUAGUCUUCAUCAAGUCCAGCAAUUAUGGAACAAGAACCACCACUGUAAUCCUCAUUGAUGCAGAAGGAACUAUCAGUUUUACAGAGAGAACAUUGAAGGAGCCCAUAGACUCCAAGAAUCCUGAGUGGCAACAGAAAACCCACGCUGCUUCCAUGCUGUAGGAACCCAUCGACACCCA
Messenger RNA from Asterias rubens (European starfish), 1185 nucleotides. Its product is annotated as transport and Golgi organization protein 2 homolog. The record is from RefSeq and is a predicted model, not a curated record. Lineage: Eukaryota; Metazoa; Echinodermata; Asteroidea; Forcipulatida; Asteriidae. Gene Ontology annotation, cellular component: Golgi apparatus. Gene Ontology annotation, biological process: Golgi organization; protein secretion. The transcript is spliced from 9 exons. Bases 329 to 1168 code for a protein of 279 amino acids.